Molecule: messenger RNA, 4224 nt
Organism: Stegostoma tigrinum
Lineage: Eukaryota; Metazoa; Chordata; Chondrichthyes; Orectolobiformes; Stegostomatidae
Gene: bbs12
Product: Bardet-Biedl syndrome 12
Exons: 2
Coding region: 266-2395 (709 amino acids)
Biological process (GO): photoreceptor cell maintenance; chaperone-mediated protein complex assembly
Molecular function (GO): ATP binding
Source: RefSeq, a predicted model, not a curated record
CGGGGAAAGCGCGCGGUUGGUAUCGCAGCAACCCGCUCAAACAGGCCGCAGGCAUGCGGAAACGCACCAAAACAUCAACAACUGUGCAGAUCUUAUAUUUUGGUAGUCGUUUUUAUUUAAUGAUUUAAACAUAUUUUUGGCUAACACUUGUGCGACUAACAGCUUACAUGCGUCAUUUCCGUUGUUUAAAACGGAGACUUUGGUCCAAAAGGCGGUUUAUUAUGUCCUGAGAACUACCUGGGUUCCGGAGGCGGCUGCAUGAGAAAUGGAGCAGGUAACCAGCUAUUCACAGUGCAACUUACUAAAUCGUAAAUCUCACCUAGGCCUGGAACAGAUCUCUGCAGUGGCUGCAUCAGGAAGUUCAUUGCUUGGCCCAGUAAAGUACUACAAGUUCAUUGUAGAUGAUGACACUAGUGAAACUAUUGUGAUUUGCUCUGCCUUCAGACUUCUGGAGAAUCUGCAGUUGGAUUGUCCGGUAGGACAGUUGUUGAAUGAAGCAGUACAAGCACACCAUAAACAAUAUAAAACUGGAACCUCCACUCUCCUGUUCCUUACUGGAGCAUGGAGUAAAGCGGUUUUGAAUUGUAUAAAGCAAGGGAUUCCCAUUCCUACCAUUGUAUCUGAGAUGUAUGAAGGACUAGAACAUUGCUUUGACGUACUAAUAUCGCAUCAGAUAUCCAUAGACAGCACUUUGGAAAACUCACGAAUGAAUAAAGCUGAGAGAUUAUCGUGUCUUUUAACGAGCUUUCCCACCCAUCUGACAAAUGAAAUGCAAUCAGUUGUAAAGGAACAUGCUAACUUACAGUCAAAUAUAUCAAUAAAAAUGAAUUGCAGAAACAACUACAGCAUUAGCAGUGAGAAAGGCUCCUUUAUUUCAAGUGAUGCAAUUACUCAUGCCUCUUCGGACCAAAGUCACCCAAGUUAUACAUGCAACCAACUAAAAGCAAGAACAAAUAUGAGCCGACACUUUGUGAAUUCAAGUAUAAACAGUCAGGAAGAAACAUUGCCGGAUUUGUCAAAUAGUAUUCGAGAGGAUUCAUCUUCCACUCCAGCUGAUUCUGCAAGCUUUACAGCUCUGGCUUUAUCACUGAGCCAUGGAAACCGUAAGAUGAUGAAGUUAGCAAUAGAGGCUUACAAAAUUCAGACUCAAAGUAUUUUGCAAGAAAGUAUUAAGAGCAGAACUCUCCCAGAAUUUGACGUUGAUAAAUUGGUUACAUGUUUCUUGCCGGGACCACCUGAGCAUGAGUCUUGUGUUAGUCCUGGUUUUGUCACAUUAAUUUCAGAUGAUCAGUCUAAAAUUAUCCAGGAUUUGGCAACUUUGCCUCUCCAUACCAUAUUUAUAAGUGGAGACUUGACAAUUAAGUACCAUCAUCCAGGAUUCAACAGAAUUUCAGGUGUAAAAGUCGUCACUCAGACUAUUGAGGACAUUUCCAAAAAUUUUGAAGAAGAAUGGUUACGUUCAACAAUGGAUAUACUUCAUAAAUUUCGCAUUAAUUUGAUUCUGGUAAAAGGACUAACAUCUCCACAUUUAAUGAAUAAGUGCCUACAAGAAAAGAUUUUAGUUAUUCAAGAAGUUAAAGAACCUGUCUUUCAAAGAUUUGCAGAAGCUAUGGAAGGUAUCCAUGUAACUUAUAUUACACAAGUAAAAGAGAAUUGCGUGGGAACUGGAGCACAUCUAAGUUUCUGGAAAAUUGGACAUGGAAAUACACCAAAUUUGGGAGAAAGAUUUGCAGUUCAGAUAAAUACAUGUAAAACUGCUGUGAUCACAGUAGUGCUUUGUAGCCCCUUAAGCUGUAAGCUGCAGAUGUUAGUGGACCAAUUCUGGACUUGUGCAUACCGUCUAAAACAUACCCUUAGUGAAAGACGAGUCUUUCCUGGUGCGGGGGCCACUGAACUUGCCUGUCUCUGCCAUUUAAAACAACAAAUAUUUAAAAAUUCUCCUUGCAACCCUGGAAUUAAUGAAACAAGUUGCAUUGGAACUCAUCAUUGUUCAUGGUUUGCAGAAACUGCGUUAUCAUUCAAAUCACAAGUCUUGCAAGCCUUGGCUGAUGGCUUGACUGAGUAUCUUGUGACUGCCAUGUUUAAUACAGGCAUGUACGAAGCACCACUAGAUGCUUUGUCAGAAGUGCAGAAGUGCCUUCACAAAAGUGAUGGAGUACUUCCUGUCAUUUCAGAGUUAUCAGAGCACUUUGAGAAAGUCGGUAUACCAUGCAAAGCUUCCUGUAGCACUGUGAGCGAUGACUGCUUUGAUUAUGAGGUCUAUGACAAUGUAACAGUCAAGCUAGAAGCUUGGCGAAGGGCUUUGAAUUUAGUGUUACUGGUACUGCGAGCAGAUGCUGAAAUUAUCACUGGCACCAAAGCUGAAGCCUACACAGGACAAGGAACAUUCCUAUAACAUGGAUCACAAGCCCAGCAAGUAUGCAGUUAGCAAUAUGGAAGAAAGACAUAUGGGUACAAACGGAUUGAAACCUUAGCCUGGUCAUGAAUGUGGAUAGCAAGAUGCUAAUGACAGCCAGUGUUUAUAGUUGCCAUCAGAGGUGCUCAGGCCAUUACAGGAGGUUUUGGUCCCCCUAAAUUUACUGCAAAAGGUUUGUUGUUGGAUUGCCACUACCUCUAUUUCUUGUUGUAGAACACAGAUUAGCAAACUGGUACAGUAAAAGUAUAGACAGCUGGAAUUCAUUUGCAAACUGUGGUAUAUUAACUAAUAAGUGCAGUGUUAGUGUCCCAUGAGGCUUGGGUUCAAGUUCCAUCCACUGCAGAGGUGUGUAGUAACAUCUCUUCAUAGGUUGAUUAUAAUGGCCAAUAUAAAUAUUUCCUAAUAUUAAAUGUCACACACUGAUCAGAAUCUUCCUGCUGCUUUGGGAACUGGGUUACAAAGUGGUGCAGGCUGUGCAGUAAUCUAUAUGGUUGCAUGUCAUGUUAGGUACUAUUGUGUGCACUACACAUCUUUGCUGGAGGUGAACUCCAAUGGUAUUCUAAUUAUGAUGAUCACAAAGGCAAUUGUCUUGAUUGUGUUUGUUCUUGUCAACUGAGGAGAUGGUUUCAAAAGUUAGAAUCCCAUGAAGUAUUAGGCUACUGAGGAGCUCACUGGCAUCAAAUGGCAAAGCUGGUAUCUGUCCAUAUCACAGUCUUGCCAUUGACUAAUAAAAUUGGUGAAUUGGAUAUCUCUAAUUGCCAUAUGCGGUCAACCUUAAAUUUGUUUCAUGAGCACUUUUGGGUGCAGUACAUCCCUGCUCCUCCACCUGUCUGGCCCUUAACAACAGAAAUGUCCCUACAGUCUUCACAAUAGUAGUGAGUUCUUUUGGGGGUGAGGGGACAGUAGUUGCCAAGAUAUUGUGUGCUCCAGCCUCUGAACUUCAUUUGACAUCCUGAAUUAGAUGGUGGAGAUGUCCUCUUAAUUAUCUAUCUCCUGGAAAACUCUUCAAGUUAGCAUACAUCUCACUGAAGUGGAAUCAGAUCCCAGAAAUGGUGCUGACCCUUGAUCAUCUAUGUACAGAGGAUUCUGGCCAAAGAUUUGAAUCUUACUUUGAUGGAGUUAUUUUGAAGGAAGUAGAUACUACACCAUUGAGUGAUUUAUUAGGUCAUAUAGACGAUUCAAGAACAACAGGAAACUGAACCCUGUAACGUUUUGUAUUGUUUUUCAAAAUACAACAAUGAACAUUAAAUAAACUUGCUUUUCUGAACAGAUUUAUUUACCAGUACAGAUGACCACAAACUGACAUUUUAAUUUGACUUUUGAAAAGAUUACUUCCCUUCCUAGUUCUAAAUGGAAUAGUAUAUUUGGAUGAGAAGAUUACUUUGUAUGUAUGAAAGCCCACUUUUCCACAGCUGUCAUAUCGUUGGAAAUUGAAUGUGUUAUGCAAAAGAAUAUAAUAUUGUUUUUUAUAAUUGCUUCGAUUUGGUAAUUGUAGAUAAGCUCUUUGGUGUGAAACUACGAUAGACAGGAAAUUAGUCUUUGAUUUCUACGAUUAAGAAGAAUGAAACUAAAUUACACCACAAACCUAAAAGAUUUACUUUUUUUGUCGUGCACACACAGAAUCCUAAUGUUAAAAUGUUCAGAAUGCUACUUGUUAUCUAUCUUAACAAUGUGUACAAUACACUGUACAAUAAUUUCAAUUGAUAUAUUACUUCUUCCAAACAAAAGGACUAGGAGUAGGUUAUACAGACCCUCUAACCUGUUGAGCUGAACAAUAAAAUUGUAACUGAUCUAUGACCCCUAGUUUU